Fusarium coffeatum is the source of this 918-nucleotide messenger RNA. RefSeq lists its product as uncharacterized. Bases 1 to 918 code for a protein of 305 amino acids. Gene Ontology annotation, biological process: regulation of transcription by RNA polymerase II. Gene Ontology annotation, molecular function: cyclin-dependent protein serine/threonine kinase regulator activity. Lineage: Eukaryota; Fungi; Ascomycota; Sordariomycetes; Hypocreales; Nectriaceae. Gene Ontology annotation, cellular component: nucleus. The record is from RefSeq and is a predicted model, not a curated record. The transcript has 2 exons.
AUGACUCAUCUGAUAAAUCCUCUUGCAACAGCAUCUCAACUAUAUCACAAAUCGUCUUUUUCAUCUCUGCCACAAGAUCUCCAAGACUCAAUCUUUAUUACUUCGCAAUGCCUCACACAAGCUGCUGGUCAGCUCCUAGAGCUGCCUCAGUCCGUUACAGCGCAGGCCAACGUUAUUCUCGCGCGUUACUGGCUUGUCGAUUCCCCAAUGGCCAAUGAGUUCAGUGACACAUCUGCUGCUGCUCUUUAUCUGGUUGCCAAGAUGGGACCUCAACCUCGGUCCUCACGCGACAUAUCUAAUGUUUAUGCUUACCUCUUAUCCGAGAACUCGCCCUUCUUGAAUAUCCAGAGCACUCCCAAGAAUGACCCCAGAUCUUAUUACGUGCCAGAGGCCGACUAUCACGCCUUUCAAACCCGUAUCCUUGCCAUUGAAGCUCGGAUUCUCUACACGCUCGCAUUUGACACCCAUGUUGCAUUACCACACGCGCUGGCCAUCACUUAUUUGCAGACACUGGACUUCCUUGCCCAGCCCAAGUCCAUCAUAUCUCUGCGUACAAUUCAAUAUCUAAACACAGCUCUCCUCUCACCUCAGAUGCUGUAUCUCACCCAUCAGCCCCACGCGUUGGCUACUGCUGCCAUUUAUAACGCUGCCCGAGAUGUAGGCGCCAAGAUGCCAGAAUGCGAAUGGUGGGAAGUUUUCGACGUCGACCGGGAAGAGCUCGGGUUUCUUGUUGUGGGGAUGCGAAGCGUGGAAAACUAUCUGCGCAAGUUCAAGGAAGAGAUGCCUGAUCUGAGCGCGGGCAUGCCUACGCGAAGAUCAAUAGACAUGGAAUUGCAAAAGAGGGGUGUAGGAAGUGGGAAUGGUACUGCUGUGGUCGAUGAGGAACAGCAGCUCAUGGACAUGAUGGACAGCAAAUGA